UGAAUUUGAAUGGAGCUGUUGAAAGAGGGCGCUGCGAGUUGCUGUGCGGACGGGAGAAGGAGAGAUGCUGGCAGUCGGCCGAGUGGACUGAGCCAGUGUGCAUCUGGGGCCGGGAUGAGGUCGACGACAUGCCCUUCACUUGGUCUCUCGACUGCUGCCUCCACACGCUGCUCGCCUUGCUCUCCACUUUGCUCGUCGCGGCCGCAUCCAAAGUCUGCCGCCCCGACAAACCUUCCAGAUGGUCGAAGUCGCGGCUGGUUUUGGCGUGCGAGUGUUGCCGAAGCGGCGCCGUGUUGACGGGGGUGCUGGUGGGGGUGGUGGAGGCGAGCGAGGCGAUCGUCCUGGCCUUCGGUCCGCACCCUUCUUGGGCCGCGAACCUGGCCCUGGUCGGCUCUCCCCUCGCCACGCUCGCCCUUUUUUCCGCCGCCACGUUCUGCGUCCCAACCUGCAACUCUAAAACCAGAGUGCUGGUGUUGUGCGUGUGGUUGGGCAACGCGGCGGCCAGGGGCGUCCAGCUGCACGGGCUGCUGUCCGAGCAGGGGUUGUCCGCGAUCCGCCACGUGCGCGCCGCCACAGCAUCCCUCGCCACCCUCGUCUUUUGCACCCUCGCCGCCCUCGAAACCACCCUCGUCCUCAACCAGCGAUUGCGGUCGGCCGAGUACAAGCGGGCGGCUGUGGAGGCCAAGGAGGGGGAGGAGGGGGAGCACGUGUACGGCCACUCGACGGCCAGUUUGGCGUCGCAGGCCACGUUCUGGUGGUUGACGCCGCUGCUGUGCAAGGGCGCCGAAAAGCCGCUCGAGCUCUCCGACCUGGGCAAACUGCCCAAGGAGGAAAGCACCGAAGCCUCCUUCAGCAAAUUCAACCUCAUCUACAAUCAGCAAAAUCAGGAGCAAAACGGGAGUCUGUGGCGAUGCUACGCGCGCUUCUGCUGGGCCAAGUUCGCGCUCGGCGGCGUCUUCAAGUUGCUGGGCGACCUGGUCGGCCUGGCCGGACCUCUCGGGAUUUCCGUCAUCGUCGCCUUCGUCCAGACCGCGGACAAACGCACGCCGCAAACACAGUAUUUGACGUUGGCCGAGUUGUUUGCCAACGGCUACGUGAUGGGUUUCGUCGUGCUGGUGGCGUCGCUGGCCCAGGGCACCUUUUCGCAGGCGUCCACGCACCUCGUCAACGUCGAGGGCAUUCACCUCAAGGCCGCGCUCCAGGCGCUGGUUUACGCCAAGUCUCUGCGCCUCGCGCCGUGGAGCUUCAAGGAGGCGGCCGAAGGCUCGGCGGCCGCCGCGGCCCUCGCCGACCCCGCCGCCGUGACCAACCUCAUGUCUGAAGACGCGUACAACGUCAUGUCGUGCGUGUGGAUCGGUCAUUACGUCUGGGCCAUUCCUCUGAAGAUCGCGGUGAUCAUGUGGCUGCUGCACGGCAAGUUGGGUUGGAGCGCCGUGAUCAGCGCCGCGCUGUGCAUCGUGGUGAUGACGCCGCUGCAGUUGUUGGUCGGCAAGAGGAUGUCAGCCAACAGCAAGCACAUCUCGGAGGCGAGCGACGAGCGGCUCAAGAAGAUGAACGAAACCAUCCAGGGCAUCAAGUUGAUCAAGCUGUACAGCUGGGAACACGAGUUCUGCAAACGCAUCCUCGGCGUCCGCGCCACCGAGCUGCGCCUCCUCGACAACGACUCGCUCUACUGGGGCGUCAUGAUGUUUCUGACGCACGCGUCUUCUGCGAUGGUGACGCUGGUGACGUUCGUGGCAUACCUGGCGCUGGAGGAGACGCCCCUGACGGCGGCCGACGUCUUCUCCGCCCUGGCCCUCUUCAACCAGCUGACGGUGCCGCUCUUCAUCUUCCCGGUGACGGUGCCCAUCGUCAUCGGCGCCGUCGUCAGCACCAACAGGCUGCGCCACUUCCUCGCCCUGCCCGAGAUUUCCCAGGACAAAAAGAAGAAGGACGACCCUGAGCCUGAGCCUGCCGAGAUCUCUAGUCGUGUUUUCGACGCUCAAACCGCCGAGGCCGGAGUGGGUGCGGCUGCGAGCGGACUUUGUGAUAGUAGCGAUAGCGUGUUUGGUCCGGCCGGCUUGGACAACAUCGACGAGGACGAGGAGGACGCAGAGGCGGUUUGCGGGUGGCCGGCGCCAAGGGCCGGCGGCGCCGGCGGCGCCGAGGUGCUGGUCAGCGUGGCCGCGGGCAGCGCCUUCGCGUGGCACUCGGACGCGGCGCCGUCGCUGCUCGUCGCGGACAAGAUCGAGCUGCGCAGGGGCACCUUCACCCUGGUCGUGGGGCCCGUCGGCAGCGGCAAGACCUCCCUGCUCAGCGCCCUCCUCGCAGAAAUGCACACCGUCGACGGCGCCGUCACCUGGCACACCAAAUGCGACGUGGCUUACGCGGCGCAGAAACCCUGGCUGCUGAACGCCACCCUGAGGGACAACAUUCUCUUCGGGUCUCAAUUCAACGCCAGAAGGUACUCGAAGGUGUUGGCGGCGUGCGCGCUGGAGCCGGACGUGGCGAUCCUGCCGGCGGGCGACCUGACGCCGAUCGGCGAAAAGGGCAUCAGCCUGUCCGGGGGGCAGCGGCAGAGGGUGGCGGUGGCGCGCGCCCUCUACUCGCGCGCCUCCCUCGUGCUGCUCGACGACCCCCUGUCCGCCCUCGACGCCCACGUCGGCCAGCACGUGGUGGAGGCGGGCAUGCGCCGCCUCCUGCUGCGCCGCCAGGGCCGCACCGUCCUCCUCGUCACGCACCGCCUCCAGCUCCUCCACCUCGCCGACCACAUCGUCGUCAUGCACCCCCACGGCGCCCUCAGGAUUCAGGGGUCGCUGAACGAGAUCGAGCGGAUGGACCCCGAGUUGGUGAGCGAGUGGCGGACGGCGAUGUCGCGGCAGGACGAGCACCAAAAGGCGGCGCGGGGUCGCACGGCCCGCGAGCGCUGGCAGUUGGUGCGUCUCGUGUCGCGCAUCGGCUCGCAGCUCCGCCAAAAGGUCGGCACCCCCGACGCCACCUGGCAAUCUGCAGAGGAGCCACCCGUGCCGUCGUCGGUGUUUGUGCCCUUCCGACGAAGGACGUUCACCAACUCAUUAUCGCGGCGCCACCUUUCGCACGACUUUCCGCUGCCCAUUGAUGAGUGCGGCGACGAGUUCGUUGACGACUUUUCGGCGGCCAGGUCGGCGCCACCAACUGCCGACGCGUCCAGCCGACUGGGAAGGGGCUUUUCAGUGAAAAGGGCCAUUUUCCGGACGGUGUCUCUGCAGGGCGGCAGCCGGAAACGCAGCAGCCGGAAGAGCCGCGGCAGUUUGCCGCAGCUGCAGCGCCAAAUGUCCUCGCCCACCAUGCAGCCCUCGGCCUCGAUCAAGCUGAAGAACUUUGACGGUGCAGGAGGGGUCAAUCGGCAGGGCAGCUUUUUCAAGAGAAUCUUCACCAAUGCGUCUCAGAGAACCGUGGCUGCGUCGGUUUCAAACGACGCCAUCAAUGGACCUGUGGCGGCGGCGAAAGAGAAAAACGUCUUCAGACGCCUCAUUUCCUCAACCUCUUCAUUCAGGUCUUCGGUUUCUGCGUCCGAGGUGGGUGGAAAGCCGGUGGUGCGCAGACUCGCCUCCUCCACCUCGGCCUUCAGCGACGACUUCAACGACGACGACGACAUUGGAGGCGAAAGCGUGGAGAACGAGGAGGACGAGGUGACCCUGGAGGAGGAGCGGGAGUACGGAAAGGUGGCUCGCAGGGUGUACCUGAGCUACCUGCGGGCUUCAGGUACAACCCUGGGCUGCUCGUAUUUGGUCUCGGCGGUCGCCUGGCAGGUCUGCCGCGUCCUCACCGACUAUUGGCUCAGCGAGUGGACAAACUCGACUGACCAGAAAAAUAAGCAGCUCGACUCGUCACAAAUGAAAGAGUACAUGGCGGUGUACGCAGGGCUGAGCGUGUUGUCGAUCGUGCUGUCGGUGGGGAGCAACGCCCUGGGCCAGGUGGCCGGCGCCAGGGCGCGCAGGGUGGUGCACCAGCGCGCCCUGCACAGCGUCAUGCGCUCGCCCAUGAAGUUCUUCGAGGCCACGCCCGUCGGCCACCUCAUCAACAGGUUCGCCAUGGACAUGGCCAUCGUGGACAAGAAAAUCGCCAUCGCGAUCCAAAGACUGAUUCAAUUCCUGCUGCUGUGCCUGUCUGCGAUUCUGGUCAACGUGGCCGUCAGCCCGUGGUUCAUCUUCCUCGCUGUCCCCAUCUGCGCCGUCUACUACUGGGUCCAGAAGUUCUACCGAACCUCGGCAAGAGAACUGCAGCGGCUGGACAGCAUGACCCGUUCGCCCAUUUUCUCGCACUUCGCCGAGACCCUGGGCGGGCUGCAGACGAUCAGGGCGUUCGGCCAGCAGGCCAGGUUCACCAGCAUGCUCAACCACAAGAUGGACACGCACCGAAACGCGUUCCUCAUCCUCAACUCGAGCAACCGCUGGCUCGGCGUCGCUCUCGACUACCUGGGAGGGGUGAUCGUGUUCGCGGCCGUGCUGACGGCGCUGCUGUCGGCCCAUUUGCUGCCGCACGUGGUCACGCCGGCGCUGGUUGGCCUGGCCGUCAACUACACCCUGCUGGUGCCCAUCUACCUCAACUGGGUGGUCAAGUUUCUGGCCGACAUGGAAAUGUACAUGACGGCCGUGGAGCGGCUCGACCAGUACGCCCGCCUGCCCCAGGAGGACUACAAGGAUCACUUGGAGGCCAGCGUGCCCAAGCAGUGGCCGCACGAGGGCCACAUCAAGUUCCAGGGCGUCUCCCUCAGGUACGACGUUUCUAGAGAACCGGUCCUUGCAAAACUCGACUUGGACAUUCCUGCCGGACAAAAGCUCGGGAUCUGCGGACGGACCGGGAGCGGCAAGUCGUCGCUGGCCAUGUCCCUGUUCGGGAUGGUGGAGGCGUUCGAGGGGCGGCUGCUGAUCGACGGGCUGGACGUGCUCAAGGACGUGCCCCUGAGCACCCUGAGGUCGCGCCUCUCGGCCAUCCCGCAGGACGCCAUCAUGUUUGGCGGCUCGCUCAGGGACAACCUCGACCCCAGGGCCGACUUUUCCGACGCGCAGCUCUGGGACGCGCUCGACGUCGCCCAAAUGAAAACCGUCGCCUCAAACCUCCCCGGCGGAUUGGACGGCGAAGUGAAAGAGGGCGGCGAGAACUUCAGCGCGGGGCAGCGGCAACUGUUCUGCCUGGCGCGGGCCGUUCUGCACGGCGCCAGUUGUCUGGUGCUGGACGAGGCGACCAGUUCGCUGGACGCGGCCACGGAGCAGCGCCUCCUCGUCGCCGCCGCCCACGCCUUCAACACACGCACCGUCAUCACAAUCGCGCACCGGCUGGUGACGCUGCUCAAGUGCGACAGGGUGGUCGUCCUGUCCGGCGGCAAAGUGGUCGAGGACGCGUCGCCCACCGAGCUGCUCUCGAGACCCACGAGUCUCUUCAGCGAAAUGCUGCACGCCUCCGAGGAAGGCUCCCUCUUGUGAAAUUCAAAACAAACGCGCACAAACUUGUGUAUUUAACUUAUGCAAUAAACCUCCACAA
This is a messenger RNA of Neocloeon triangulifer, 5502 nucleotides long. It is a transcript of the gene Sur, whose product is annotated as ATP-binding cassette sub-family C member Sur. Gene Ontology annotation, biological process: transmembrane transport. NCBI's taxonomy places the organism in Eukaryota, Metazoa, Arthropoda, Insecta, Ephemeroptera, Baetidae. Gene Ontology annotation, cellular component: membrane. The record is from RefSeq and is a predicted model, not a curated record. Gene Ontology annotation, molecular function: ABC-type transporter activity; ATP binding; ATP hydrolysis activity. The transcript is spliced from 28 exons. Bases 129 to 5444 code for a protein of 1771 amino acids.